AUGCGGUCUCACAACACAUUACUGCGCGGCGUGCUAAUGCUCGUUGCUGUCGCAUCCUUCUCCAUCAUCCUCUUAACCGUCUUCCAUAUAAAGCUAGCAGAUGGCCUUUCCCUUAUACCAGUCCAAGAACGACCCUUCUUCUACGAUCAACAACCCCAGCAACAAUCUCCCGCACAAAUCGACGACUCCGAAGAGUUCCUCGAACAAGAAGACACAGUCCUUGAGAAUGACCGCGACUUCCGCCUCUUGACAAGCCUACGAAACAACAUGGGCUUCCACAACAAGAUCGAUGCGCGACAGUCAGGCCACCGCCUCAUGAACCCCACGAUACUCGAGCUCCCCCGCGGCGGCAACAGCAGCCAUGAAUUCCUCAUCAUCGCCCGCGCACCCCAUGUCUGGAAGGAGAUCAAGGGUAAACGCUACAAGCUUGCCCGACAAGUCGCCACCUUCGCAAACAUGACGUACAACAACCUCGGCCGACCGAUCCUCACGACUGGCAAGUGGUCGAAACUCCUCGUCGAGGACUUUGGCGGGCCUGAGCAUCACUGCCAGCGACAGCCUGAUAUGGAUCGAUACAUUGGCCCGGAGGACAUGAAGUUGUUCUGGACUCGCACUGGUGAACCACUUCUUAUCUUUACACAUCAAGUCGACGACGAGGUUCUAUGCCAAGGACAGUUCCUCAUCGACGUCCGCGCUGCAUUACCCGAGCUCGAAGAAGCCCUUGGCCACGAAGCAUCAUCUCAACUACCCCCAAUCCGCUUCAACACACCCACUGGUCUAUACCGCCAACCAGCAGAAGGUCAAGAAUCGCAUCCUCGAUACCAGCGCGAAAAGAACUGGGCGCUCGCACAAUCGCCUUUCAGCUCCGAUUCGGAGCUCCUUCUAAUGGUGGAGCCUGGCCAACUUUACCGCUAUAGUUCCAGCGACGCUCCUGUGGAAUCGGUAGUCGAUGUCCACGAUCAGCGCUCAGCUGUCGAGGAGCCGUAUCCAUCGACUGCCAAACGAGAUGGUACUUGGCAUAGCAAAAGCAUGACCUGUAUGCACGACGUUAUGCUCGACGAUAAACAUGUUCACCAGAGCACGCCUAUGAUCAGCGUCACGCUCUGCAAUAGAGGGACCUGCGAACCCAACGAGCAGAACACUGUCAUAGUGGGCAUGGUGCAGCGGCGCCUUGACCCUCCCCUGUCCCCUUUUACAUGGUAUGAUCGCAGAAUAGCCGUAUACGAGGCUACAGCGCCGUAUCGGAUGAUUAGCGUGAGCAAAAAGCUCACGUACCACGGUGAAUCCGACGGCAGAUACGUCUGGACGGGUUCCAUGUCGUACUACAACAAUCAUACGAACUUUCCACCGUCAAAUCACGGUUUCCUCAAUGACGAGGUCUGGCUGAGUUUUGGCAUCAAAGAUUCAGCUGCCGGGUGGCUGGAUAUUCGGGCUAGGGAUCUAGUCGCAGAUCACUAUAUGUGCCAGGGCGCUUCGGCAGGUUACAGGCAUUAUAGACAGGGCAUUUCUACAUAA
This is a messenger RNA of Fusarium sp. VM40, 1515 nucleotides long. Lineage: Eukaryota; Fungi; Ascomycota; Sordariomycetes; Hypocreales; Nectriaceae. The record is from the annotation of a GenBank genome assembly.